AUGUCGCCUGUCGUCUAUCCUUACCUUGUCACCAACAGCUACAAAGGGGGCCUCUUCAUGCGAACCUACAGCCGCAACGUACGGCGCGCCUGGGAUGGCGAAGACUACCGUCCACCAAAACGCCUUCGCCUCAAUGAUACGUGGAACGCGACGUCGUCCUCAGCUCCCACGAUCAAUGAAAACACACUGCACCCCCUCGACCUCGAAGACAGUCUUGAACGCGCGAUUCGAGAAACGAGUGUCGCCGCUCUAUCGUCCUCACCCUCACGCAAAAAUAGCACUAUCUUCUCGGCCGUGGAGUCACAGGGCGAUGAGCUAGGCUCCAGCACCAUCACCCCACCAUCCUCACCACCCCCCGAGUUGCAGCUCACGCCACCCAACGUCAAGGUGCGAAAGCCUACAUUCUCAUGCCUCAAUAAGGGGAUCAAAGACAAGAAGGACGCGAAACCUGCAAAGCGGAAACGCGAUGAACAAUCAGGAGGCCUCACUGCGCCUGUAAGCACGCGUCUCGAUUCAGAACCCCUUUCCGAGAUAUUCAAUUCCAGUCUACGCGCGCAGAACUCGCAGCCCCCGACCAAUCCCGAUCCGCCGCAGCAAGAGGCGGAAAGAACACCAGUAGCACGGCCAACGAUUCAGAUCCCAAGACCAGCACCCCCUCCCAAGCCGAAGCUGGUACAGACGGUACUCGAUUUGGGUCAACAUCUCCUCCCAGCGACAUGCCCUCAGUGUCAGAUGUCUUAUAUGCCUUCGGUGCCGGAGGACGCCCAAUUACACAAUAUGUACCACAAUCGAGACAGCUCGGGAAUCGAACUCGGCAAACCAUUCCUUAAGUCGGCAAUGCGUUGGUGCUACCAAGUUCCCCAAAUUCCUGGCAGUGUUAUCGUUGUGGAUCGCAAAAUGGCUCUCCCCACGCGACGCGUCGUUCAAAAGGUGCUUGGCAUUGUCAACAAGGAGCUCGGCAGUGUAGACAUCAAAGAGGAGGAAUUGUGGAGCCAGCGCGUUCCAGAGGGUGAGAAGGAUGAAGAAUCGGGCGGCAAAAAAUGCGACAGAUACAAGGCCUUCCUACACAUACUAGCCGAAAAGUGCGUCGGAAUCUGUCUUGCCGAGCGCAUCACCAAGGCGCACAGAGUUCUCCCCAGUGAGACAGCUACAAGCGAGACUCUACCACUCAACGGCCACUUCGGAUGCAAAAGACCAGCAUCGCCGGCACCGACAGAGACGCACGAGGAGGACCAGCGCUCCAUUUCGCACAAACCCCAGAUUCCUACUCCGGUCGCCAGUCCGACUGCUUCUUCACCUCCAUCGAGCAUCUGCAUCUCCGAAGAGACGUACCCUGCAGUGGUAGGAGUGAGUCGGAUCUGGACGAGCAAGGCUUUCCGACACAAAGGAAUCGCCAAUAAUCUUCUCGAAUGUGUUAUGAAUCAAUUUAUUUACGGGUUGGAGCUUGAGCCGCUGCAGGUCGCGUUCAGUCAGCCAACAGAAAGCGGUGCCGCGUUGGCGAGAGCGUGGUUUGGUGAGAGAGAUGGCUGGGCUGUUUACAGAGAAAAUUGA
Molecule: messenger RNA, 1551 nt
Organism: Cladophialophora yegresii CBS 114405
Lineage: Eukaryota; Fungi; Ascomycota; Eurotiomycetes; Chaetothyriales; Herpotrichiellaceae
Exons: 2
Coding region: 1-1551 (516 amino acids)
Biological process (GO): mitotic sister chromatid cohesion
Cellular component (GO): nucleus; chromatin
Molecular function (GO): protein-lysine-acetyltransferase activity
Source: RefSeq, a predicted model, not a curated record